Messenger RNA from Onychostoma macrolepis, 1182 nucleotides. RefSeq names its product interferon phi 1 (gene ifnphi1). Gene Ontology annotation, cellular component: extracellular region. The coding region runs from base 411 to 956 and encodes 181 amino acids. The transcript has 5 exons. The record is from RefSeq and is a predicted model, not a curated record. NCBI's taxonomy places the organism in Eukaryota, Metazoa, Chordata, Actinopteri, Cypriniformes, Cyprinidae. Gene Ontology annotation, biological process: response to exogenous dsRNA; defense response. Gene Ontology annotation, molecular function: cytokine receptor binding.
UAUUGUUUUAACUUCUAUCGAAGAUGAUAAUAACAUUAAUUCGUGUAUUACACCUAAUUUGUGUGCGUUUUGCGCUGGUGUCUAGUAGGCUCAACAAAAAAACGAUUAAAGAGUAGCCUAAUCUAUAACUAACCUAUAUAUUCUUUUCACUCCUUGUCUAAGUCCUAAACAUAUUGCUUUUAAAAGUAUUUUUAUUAUUAAUAGCAGACCAGAUGAUAUAUUUUGUAUAGUAGUCUAUGGGCAUUCGCCUGAAUACUAGAAACUAGAAAGUGAAAGUAUAAGCUGGACAGUACCGACCUGCUACUGCGUUUUCCCUUUCCAUACUUCCGAAUAAAAUCCAGCACACUCCACCAUGUCCCUGCAACAGUCUCUCGAGCAACACAGUAGAAAGCUACUGCACGCAUACAAAGAUGAAACAAACUCAAAUGUGGACGUAUAUUUUUGUGAUAUUUUUAACUCUGCAGAGUCAGUGCUCCGCUUGCAGAUGGCUCGGCCGGUAUGGGACAGUGAGCGCCGAUUCUCUGAGUCAGCUUAGGGAGAUGGGUGGACAAUAUCUUGAGAAUAGCAAGGUGCAUUUUCCGGGAUCCCUGUACAAGUUGAUGGACAAAGCUAAGGUGGAGGACCAGGUGAAGUUUCUUGUCUUGACCUUAGAUCAUAUCAUCGAACUCAUGGAAGCCUCACAGCACAUGAAUUCAGAGAAAUGGAACCCAAAGACAGUGGGAUAUUUCCUAAAAAACCUGCACAGGCAGUCAUCUGAGCUUAAAGAAUGCGUGGCCCAAUAUCAAAAGCCGCUGAAGUUUUACGAGAUAAGGAUAAAUAGGCACUUCAGGGAUUUGAAGAAGAUUUUAAAGAAAGAAAAAUAUAGUGCUCAAGCAUGGGAGAAGAUCCGGAAAACUGUGAGAAGCCACCUUCAUAGGAUGGACAUCAUCACAAGCAAUGCCAAAAAAAGUUUCUAAAAGAGUUUAAGAGACAAUAAUGACAGAAAAAUGUCUGACUUUUGACACAUUCCAUAGAGCAAAAAAAAAAAAAGUUACAAAAACUGCCUUACAAACAAAAACUGGAAAAAAAAAAAAAGAAUGUUAUAAAUGUAUUGUGUAUUCACGUGUUUGUAUUUAAUUGCAAUGAAUGUAGCCUAGAAUGUAACCUAGAGUCGCUUAUAUUGACCAAUGGGUAUUGCUUUAA